Messenger RNA from Jatropha curcas, 879 nucleotides. RefSeq lists its product as uncharacterized. NCBI's taxonomy places the organism in Eukaryota, Viridiplantae, Streptophyta, Magnoliopsida, Malpighiales, Euphorbiaceae. The record is from RefSeq and is a predicted model, not a curated record. Gene Ontology annotation, cellular component: cytoplasm. Gene Ontology annotation, molecular function: protein phosphatase inhibitor activity.
AAAACGUUAGCUUGUUCCAUGUGCGUAUUCUUUAGGCUUCAAUUCGAAUCCUGAGAAACAUAUAUCAGGAUAAGAUUAGCCAAAUUCGGGUCGACCCGUUGGUCGUAGCGGAUUCCGCCGCCAAAGCCUCCUUGGACGAUCCAUCUUCAAUCAUCAGUCUAGAAAGCGGAGGAUAUGUCAAGCUCAAACAUGGAGAAGGAGCAAGAGAUUUGUGAUGCUAAUCUUCAAGACCAAGUUGUUGGUGGUGAAGAGCUCAAAGCUUCUGAUCAAAAUGGUGAAAACGCCAUGGCCAUGCCUUCCCCUCAACAAGAGGAGGAAGUGGUGAAGAAAAAAUAUGGGGGUAUUUUACCAAAGAAGAAACCUUUGAUAUCUAAGGAUCAUGAGCGUGCAUUCUUUGAUUCUGCUGAUUGGGCAUUGGGAAAGCAAGGAGCAGGAAAGCCUAAAGGUCCACUUGAAGCUCUCCGCCCAAAGUUGCAGCCCUCCCCACAUCACAACCAAGUGCGUUUGAGGCGAUCAGCUUAUGCUCCUGCAGACGAUUGUGAUGCAGUUGAUGGUGGGAAUAACCAUACAUCUUCUGAGGAUGAGAACAACACAAUGGAAGCUGGGGAUGAUAAGAACACUGGCCAUGGGGACCAGAGCUGCCAUAACUAGACGCACAUAUUGGAGUUGGACCAACUGAGAUUGUACCUUUGUUUCAUUUUUCUCUCAAUCGGAGAUUUAUAAGGUGCUCAUAUAAUAAAUUACAAAUGUUGCUGAGCCUUUUUUAAUCAGUAAUUAAACAGAGCCAAAAGAAAAAAGUAUGCGAUAGUCAUCGUUGGUUGUAUUCAUUUUAACCAUAAAUGCAAUAGUUGGUAUGAAGAAUUUCUUAAUGCUUUUUUU